This is a messenger RNA of Cariama cristata (Red-legged seriema), 2328 nucleotides long. It is a transcript of the gene ABI3BP, whose product is annotated as ABI family, member 3 (NESH) binding protein. NCBI's taxonomy places the organism in Eukaryota, Metazoa, Chordata, Aves, Cariamiformes, Cariamidae. Gene Ontology annotation, molecular function: protein binding. Gene Ontology annotation, biological process: positive regulation of cell-substrate adhesion; extracellular matrix organization. The record is from RefSeq and is a predicted model, not a curated record. The transcript has 22 exons. The annotation marks the transcript as partial.
CUCCAAAGGAGACUCCACGUAUUCCUUCUAAACCUAAAACUUCACCCAAACCUCAUAUCCCACAAGUGAAAGAUGUCCUGGAAUCUAGAACACUUAGAACUGAUCAAGUAAAACCAACAAUAGUUCCAAAAGAAACACAGCGUGUCCCCUCCAAACCUAGAACAUCACCAAGCUCAGAGGUGCCACAAACCAAACCUGCUCCUAAAGAUACACGUCAUGGGCCUUCCAAACCUAAAACAUCACCCAGUCCACGUGUUCCUCCAACUAGAGCAAGUCCAAAAGAAAGUCGGCGAGUCCCUUCCAAGCCUAGAGCAUCACCAAUUCCAGAUGUACCACACACAAAACCUGUUUUGGCACCUACUACAUUUACAGUUGAACAACCAAAGACAGCAACAGAAAUCAUUCCAGCCUUCCAUGAACCAGAUACCACUAUGAUUCCUCAUAUUGCUGAAAGAACAAAGGCAACAUUGGCUCCAAUUGAAAAACAGUUCAUUCAUACCAAACCAAAAACAUCUGAAAAACCAAGAGUGCCACACACCAAACCUGCAAUACAUCAGACAACUCCACAACCAAUUAUUACAAAAUCUUCUACUACCACUGAGCAUUCAAGGGCAACAAUGGCUCCAAAAGAAACACUGUUUAUUCCUUCCAAACCCAAAACAUCUGUGGGGCCAGAAGUAUCACAGACUAAACCUGUUCCCAAUGAAACGUACCAAAUUUCCCCCAAGCCCAAAACUGCCCUAGCAACUGAAAUUCCACGGUUCAAUACAGAUGAUGUAUAUACGCCUGAGGAUAUUGCCAGACAAAUUGGCAUGGAUGUGGAAAAACCUUUGGAAUAUAGUGAUACCUGGGAAAAGCCAAUUUCUGCAACUACAUCACCUGGCCCUCAGCAUCCUCCUAUACCUCCUGUCAAGCCUACACAAAUGCGAAGAAAACCUCUGCCUCCAAACACUGUGACUGGUAAACCAGGGAGUCCAGCUAAAUCCGCUGGACCAACAACACCUGUGAGGACAGGAACAUCAUAUAAGACACCAACAGCUUUUGCAACUCCAGAGUAUUAUGUUGAUGCAACUGUCUUCAGCUCAAGUCCUACAUCAGAAACAGAUUCUUCAGGCAAACCAAGGUACCAAGCCCCUCAUGUCAAAUACAUGAAGAAAGAUGAUGAUGUGCCUUGCUCAAUCACAAGCUCUCUUGAACAUUUUCCUCAAGAAGAAGGUGGCAGCAAGGAAGAACCUACUCGUCCUCCACAAAAUCCUCCAACUAACCUCACAGUGGUGACUGUUGAGGGCUGUCCAACUUUCGUCAUAUUGGACUGGGAAAAACCAGACAAUGACACUGUUACUGAGUAUGAGGUUGUGUCAACUGAAAAUGGAGCAAGUGAUGGUGAAAAAGAGAAAUCGAUUAUCACUACAAAUCAAACCCAUUCUACUGUGGAAAACCUAAAACCUGACACAAGUUAUGAAUUCCAUGUGAAGCCUAGAAACCCUCUUGGUGAAGGUCCAAGUAGCAAUGUUGUGGCAUUCAGUACUGAAUCAGCGGACCCAAGAGUGAGCGAGCCAAUUUCAAUGGGAAAGGAUGCUAUCUGGACUGAAAUCCCAUUCAACUCGGACACCUAUUCAGAAUGCAAAGGGAAACAAUAUGUAAAGAGGACCUGGUAUAAGAAGUUUGUAGGUGUGCAGCUGUGUAAUUCUUUGAGAUACAAGAUAUACCUCAGUGAUUCACUUACAGGAAAAUUUUAUAACAUAGGAGACCAGAGGGGCCAUGGAGAAGAUCACUGCCAAUUUGUAGACUCCUUCUUAGAUGGAAGGACAGGACAGCAGGAAGAUCUACCAGUCAAAGAUGGAUUUUUCAGGGCAGUUCGUCAGGAACCUGUCAAAUUUGGAAAAAUAGGCGGGGAGACUCACAUUAACUAUGUUCGCUGGUACGAGUGUGGAACAUCGAUACCUGGGAAGUGGUAGAUGCGACGUGAACUUGAUGGAAAGGCCCAGCACUUACCACCCCACCCGACUGCCCAACGCAGGCUCAGAGAUGGAAAUGUUUAUGGUAUGCCUGGCACUUAAGUAAGUUUGCUGAUGUGCAAGGGUUUAUACAAGUCUAAUGCCAAUACUGCAUUAAUUGUGUAAUAGCGUAAUAGGCUGCUUACUGUAGUUAUCCAGUUUUACAAAUUUGUUUUUAGAUUUAAAAAAAAAAUAAAAAAAUCCCAAACAGGCUAAACGAUAUGUUGUAGGCUAAUGUAUAGGGAAGCUGGCUCCCUAUUCUCGAGGUAUGGUUUAUAUGGUAUUUUAAAAGACACGGUGUGUAUAUUAUUUAUCUCAAUGGUGUAAUAAA